Molecule: messenger RNA, 2809 nt
Organism: Asparagus officinalis (garden asparagus)
Lineage: Eukaryota; Viridiplantae; Streptophyta; Magnoliopsida; Asparagales; Asparagaceae
Product: elongator complex protein 2
Exons: 11
Coding region: 251-2719 (822 amino acids)
Biological process (GO): tRNA wobble uridine modification
Cellular component (GO): elongator holoenzyme complex
Molecular function (GO): protein binding
Source: RefSeq, a predicted model, not a curated record
CAUUUCCAUCCCCAAAACCCUUUUUGUCUCGAUCCCCCGAUCCCCUGCUCGCAAAACCCUGCUCCUCCUUUCUCCCUCGCCGGCGGUUCUCAAACUUCGCCUCCACCGGCGCCAAACUCACCGCUCCCUUCGCCGGCAACGUCGUCCUUAGCCUCCUCAAAUACUCAGCAACUUGCUCCUCGAUAGUAGCGAUUGAAGGUUCAGUUAUUAGGAAGAGCAUAGACAAGGAAAGCUUCUGAUAGUGCCACUAAUGGAGGUUAAGAGAGAGUUCAUUGGAUCAGGAUGCAAUCGGAUUGUCAACAACGUCUCAUGGGGCCCAUCUGGGUUGGUUUCCUUUGGUGCUCAGAAUGCAGUUGCCAUCUUCUGCCCUCAGAGAGCUCAAAUUCUAACCACUCUUCCAGGCCACAAAGCCAUUGUUAACUGUACUCAGUGGCUUCCAACUUGCAAAUAUGCAUUCAGAGCUCAACAGCAAGACAAGCAUUAUCUACUCUCAGGGAGCGCUGAUGGUGUCAUCAUGGUGUGGGCAUUGAAUAUCAAAGAGGAAAAGUUUAGCCAUGAAAUGCAAGUGCUGGCGACACAUAAAAAAGGUGUUACAUGUCUUACGGGCUUUAUGGUUUCACAAUCUGUUGCAAUGUUUGCUUCCACUUCAUCGGAUGGCGUUGUUCAUGUAUGGGAACUUGUCUUCCCAUCUAGUAAUGAUGGUAAAUGUAGAAUUUCAUGCUUGGAGUCCUUGCAUGUGGGUUCAAAACCUAUGGUUGCAUUAUCGUUAGCAAGAUUACCUGGAGAUGCUGGGCAUUUAGUUCUGGCAACCGGAGGCUUAGAUCAUAAGGUGCAUCUGUACUGUGGCGAUUCAACUGGGAAGUUUUUUCAUGCUUGUGAGCUAAAAGGGCAUACUGAUUGGAUUCGAAGUUUGGACUUCUCUUUACCCAUUUGUGUAGAUAAUGGAGAGAAAAGACUUUUCCUUGUAAGCUCAUCUCAGGACAAAAGCAUCCGCAUAUGGAAGAUGUCCUUGCAUGUUUCUACUGACAACUCAGAUGUCUCAUACAUGAAAGAAGAUAUCCUGGCAUCUUAUAUUGAAGGCCCAGUACUUCGGGCUGGCUCUAGCUCUUACCAGGUGUCUCUAGAAUCUCUUCUUGUUGGACACGAAGACUGGGUAUAUUCUGUGGAAUGGCAACCUCCUCCUCAUUCAUUAGAUGAUGAGUAUCAGCAGCCUAUGAGCAUCUUAUCUGCAUCGAUGGACAAGACUAUGAUGAUCUGGAGACCGGAGAGAACUACUGGAAUCUGGGUUAACAUGGUGACAGUUGGUGAACUAAGUCAUACUGCAUUGGGUUUUUAUGGUGGUCAUUGGGCCCCAGAUGGCAAGUCGAUUCUUGCUCAUGGAUAUGGAGGGUCUUUUCAUCUGUGGAGAAAUACUGGAGUGGAUUAUGAAAAUUGGCAGCCACAGAAAGUCCCAUGUGGUCAUUUUGCUUCUGUAUCUGAUAUUGCUUGGUCCAAAUCUGGUGAAUAUUUAUUAUCUGUUAGUCAUGAUCAGACUUCUCGUAUUUUUGCACCAUGGAAAAAUGAAGCAUGCCCUGAGGAUGAAACUUCUUGGCAUGAAAUUGCUCGUCCACAAGUUCAUGGGCAUGAUAUUAAUUGUGUUACCGUGAUAUAUGGGAGUGGAAACCACAGGUUUGUUAGUGGAGCUGAUGAAAAAGUUGCUAGAGUAUUCGAAGCUCCUUCAUCAUUCUUGAAGACACUCAAGCAUGCUGUUGUCCAGAAAUUAGGCUACAGCGAGGAUAUUCAAGAAGAUGUCCUGAUCCUGGGUGCAAAUAUGUCUGCGCUCGGUCUUUCUCAGAAACCCAUAUAUGUCCAUGCUGAAGCUGCAACCAGGCCCGAUGAUAAUGCCCUGGACUCUAUGGAAACAAUUCCAGAUGCAGUGCCCACAGUUUUGACACAGCCUCCUGUUGAGGAACAGUUGGCAUGGCACACACUGUGGCCUGAAUCACACAAGCUUUAUGGUCACGGGAAUGAGCUAUUUUCUGUCUGUUGUGACCAUGCAGGCAAGCUUGUAGCCUCUUCAUGCAAGGCACAAUCAACCUCAGUUGCAGAAAUUUGGCUAUGGCAAGUUGGAUCAUGGAAAGCAGUUGGUUGUUUGCAAUGCCAUAGUUUGACAGUGACACAAUUAGAAUUUUCCCGUGAUGAUUCAUUCCUGCUUGGCUGUCUCAAAGAGAUUCGUCAAUUCUCACUGUUUUCAAUACUAAAAUCUGGAGAUGAAGUAAGCUAUCAGUUGAUUGCAAAGCAUGAGGCACACAAGAGAAUAAUAUGGGCAUGCUCAUGGAACCCCUUUGCUCAUCAAUUUGCUACUGGUUCCCGGGACAAAACUGUCAAAUUGUGGACUGUUGAAGGAACUUCUACCAUCAAGCAGCUUGCUACCUUGCCUACUUUUAAAGAUAGUAUCACUGCACUAUCCUGGGCUGGGCUUGACCGAUCUCUCAACACUGGAAUUCUGGCUGUUGGCAUGGACAGUGGACUUGUAGAGCUUUGGCGACUCUCAGGUGGAAUUGCUAAUGAAGGGUUUGAUGCUGUGAUUGCUGUGAAGUUUGAUCCUUUAUUGUGCCAUGUUUCGACUGUGAAUCGAUUGGCUUGGAGGAAUCAUGAUGAUUCUGAUGAAUCAAGGAGCUUAGAGCUUGCAUCUUGUGGGGCUGAUCAUUGUGUUAGGGUGUUCAAAGUGCCGUAUUGAUUUUAUUGAAACAAUUUCAUUUUAUGUGAUUGAACUUGGAAUGAAAUUUAUGGAAAAUUUUUGUGAUGCAUGUCUUGUAAUUUAGUUUUA